Messenger RNA from Mercenaria mercenaria, 2246 nucleotides. RefSeq lists its product as uncharacterized. Gene Ontology annotation, molecular function: protein binding. The record is from RefSeq and is a predicted model, not a curated record. The coding region runs from base 304 to 1407 and encodes 367 amino acids. NCBI's taxonomy places the organism in Eukaryota, Metazoa, Mollusca, Bivalvia, Venerida, Veneridae. The transcript is spliced from 3 exons.
GCGCGAGAGUAAGACAUUAUUGCAAUAUUAAUUACACUGUUUGCUAAGCGCAUUCGGCAUCAUAAGUCUUGCAAAAUUGGGAAAAUAAUGGCUCAAGUUGGAAUUAAAAUUAUUUACUUCUUUUCAAUAUUCUGCCUUGUCGGGAAAGCAUCGGCGGAAUUAAGCCCGGAAUUUGUCUAUGACGCGUUGUCAAGGAGAAUAGAUUUUGUAAUUCAAGUAACAAACAGCAUAAAAUCCGACUUGGCAUAAACAAAAUUAGUUGUGAACAGAGUAGAAAAGAAGAUCGAAGAUAUCCAAGCUAAUAUGUCGGCUAGUAACAUUGACGCGGACAAAAAUCAGGAAGAAAAAUCUCAAUCCCUGAUAAAUGAUAAAAUUAAGAAUGUGCAAGACAUUUCUGAAUCUUUGAUCAAUACUGAAAUGAAGAGACAAUCAGUAAUAGCACAGAAAAUGCUCUACACUGAGAAAAAACAUUUGCGGGAAAUAGUACAGAAGUUUGAGGACAAAUUUGCGAAGUUUGAAUCAGAUAUGAAAUCUCAAAUGACACUUAUGAAUGUCUCGUUGGAUAACUCUGUUGACAGUCUUGAACAAUCAAUGACUAAACACAAGAUAGAGACUAACACUUCGCUCGUUUUGAUGAACACCGAUCUCCAAUAUAUGAUGAACGAAACAGACCUGCAGAUAGAAACUAUGAACGUUGAAUUCCGAAACAUGAUGGAAGAUUCGGACAUGAUAAUGAAAAAUAAAACCGACAUAAAACUAAACGAGGUAAGGCAAGAACUAGAAGACAAAUCAAAAAAAUCCUUAGACAAAAUCCGAGAAGUACAAACUUCUCUAACUAGAACAAGCUUAGAUUUGCAAACUGCGAAAAGUGGGAUCAACUCUCGCCUGAAUAACGCGGAGAGCCGAUUAAGUUCAAUGUCGUCAAAGUUUACCUCCCUUGAAAGGGAACAAGGCAGCCAAGAGGACAACUUUGACUAUCGAAUCAGUCAGCUGAGCAGUAGAAUUUCAAAGGAAGAAGCAAGAAAGGUUGCAUUUUCUGCGAGCCUUGAUACAAAACAAAGCUACUAUGGUAAAAACGAAAGGAUAGUAUUUGAUGAAGUUAUAUAUAGUCAUGGUGGAGGCUACAGCUCAUCAACGGGGAUUUUCACAGCACCGAAAUCUGGAACCUACUUGUUUACGUAUAAUAUACAAUCUACCGGCGAUGGUAUUGCACAUGUGCUUUUGAUGGUGCGUGGGUAUAUCAAAGCUAGAGCCAUUGCAGCUGAAGGCACUAACGAAACAGGGGGAAAUGUAGGUAUAGCAUAUCUCUGGUCUGGUGAUAAAGCUUGGAUAGAAACUUCAAGCUUGAAAGACAAGUAUUAUAUCUAUCCUUACAGGACAACAUUCAAUGGUAUUUUAAUUGACUGAUAUCGUCGAAAUUAAGAAACGCUGAUGUAAUCACUACCUUUGCAUUCACAGCAGAUGACAGUCUAGAGAAUGAUAUGAGACGGAAUAUUAUUGUAAAUUAAAUAAUACAGCAAAAUAAUGUUUUACUUAGAUUAAUACACUAAAAUCGAUUAUACGUCGCCGUGAAAUUGUUCAGCGGACGUAUAACCCCUUGUUCGUGUAUUAAUAACGUUAAAACAUAUUUUUCCAUACCUUAUAUCUUAAUUGCUGAGACUAUUUCAUCGCACUUGCCAUGUACAUAUGUCACUAAUAUCAUGUAUUAUGCCACUUAUGUCAUGUACUUAUGUCAAUGAUGUCAUGUACAUAUGUCAAUGAGUUCAGGUACACAUGUAGGUAUAUCACUUACGUUUGUUAGAAAAACAGUGUAAGUUAAGCCUUCAUAAUUAAUCCAUUUUAUUUCGAAAUAACAAUUAAAAGUAAUCAAUAAAUUGCUUGUUUUAUAACCUUUCCAUUGAUCAAAAAAUUAUUUAUGUAAUUUGUGUUUUAAGAGAGUUUAGACAGUUAGAAAAACAUCACUGUUUACAAAAAACAUGGACGGUCGGCUUCUGCCCACCCGAUCACUGUCUUAUCAGUUCUAAAAAUAGAAUUUGUAUACAAACACGAUCUCUCCUAUAUGUCAUAUCAUGUAAUCAUGUACGUAUACCACUAAUGUUGUAUACAUAAUUAUGUCAAUAAUGUCAUGUACAUAUCUCUAUAUCAUCAUUUGCACAUAUGUCGGUAGUGACGUGUACAUUAUUUAUCACAUACAUGUUUUAUAUAUUUUGUACUGUAUAUUAUACAUCUAUAAAAGAUAGAAUUUA